AUGCACGCCGCAGUCACCCCAAAAGCUUCAUCAUCAGCUCUUAGAAUCCUCAGAAGGGACUUUACUCGAGUGUCAUCUUGUCGACGGCUCGUAACGGUUGUAGCUGGUGCUGGCCCCGUUGCCGGCAAAAGCUCAUCGUCACCGUGCAGGAAGGCUAGCAUUUCUCUAUCUAGACCUUCCACCUUGCAACAUAUCAUAUCAUAUACACGUACACCGAGGCAACAUCUUCGCAGGUCAUAUACUACAACAGCAACCGGCGCAGCACCAUCAUCUCCCGACACUUCCCCCACCCAACACGAAUAUGAACCAGAACCAGAGUCAGAAAUAAAUCCCAUAACAUUCGCUGACCCUCAUCGCCCCGACCUGUUCUACCAUUACACUCCCGCUCCAACGCCACUCUCACGCGUGCUCCCGGCCUUCGCCCUGUCAUAUUUGGAUGCUCUUCCCCCUGCUAGUGCUGCUGGCGGGGAGGGCUCCGAAGCAGUGAUUGGAUGGCUUCCCGCACAGACGAUUGUUGAAGGAGAAGUGGAGGGAGAGGCAAUACAGGGAGAGGGGCAGGGUUCAACAUUGGACGAUUUCAUGGGGAACGACAAAUUUCUCUCCUUCCUGCACGCCACCAUCCAAACUGCACUUGAGCAGGGACAAGACGAUAUUUGGAGAGAUGCCGCUAUUGCCCAUGGGAAUGGCUGGAUGCACAUUGGCGAUCAGCGGAAUAUUCCAGCACUAGGACGCGUCGGUGAUCCAGACGACAUAUUAGCAUCUGUGCUCGUACAGGAUGGAAAGAUUGUACCAGGCACAUACCAAGCCAUGCCUUCAUACCGGAUAUGCACCGUCGAUGGGGUGUUGCAGCUCACUCCCGGACUCGCCGGAUGUCUUAAGGAAGCCUUGGCCCAGUCUUGGGCCGCCGCCGCUGCUGCUGAUGCAGACCAGGCGUAA
This is a messenger RNA of Psilocybe cubensis, 936 nucleotides long. RefSeq lists its product as uncharacterized. The record is from RefSeq and is a predicted model, not a curated record. Lineage: Eukaryota; Fungi; Basidiomycota; Agaricomycetes; Agaricales; Agrocybaceae. The transcript is spliced from 4 exons. Bases 1 to 936 code for a protein of 311 amino acids.